Messenger RNA from Lepus europaeus (European hare), 4062 nucleotides. RefSeq names its product polypeptide N-acetylgalactosaminyltransferase 16 (gene GALNT16). Bases 227 to 1903 code for a protein of 558 amino acids. The record is from RefSeq and is a predicted model, not a curated record. NCBI's taxonomy places the organism in Eukaryota, Metazoa, Chordata, Mammalia, Lagomorpha, Leporidae. Gene Ontology annotation, cellular component: Golgi apparatus. The transcript has 15 exons.
CGGGGGACGCGCGCGCUCGGGGCUGAAGGGCAUUAGGACCGUGAGGAUCGCUCGGCGCUCCUGUCUCUCCCUAUCACCCCCACCCCCCCACCUCGCUCCUUUUUCUGCUCUGCAGGACUGAGCAGCCAGGCGCGAGCGCAAACAAACAGCUGGGGCUGCGAGCGCCCCCGCCCCGGCCCGGAGAGCAGCCGGCCCGGCCCCCAGCCGGGGCGCCCGUCCGCCCACCAUGAGGAAAAUCCGCGCCAAUGCUAUCGCCAUCCUGACCGUAGCCUGGAUCCUGGGCACUUUCUACUACUUAUGGCAGGACAACCGAGCCCACGCAGCAUCCUCCGGCGGCCGGGGCGCGCCGCGGGCCGGCGGGAGGCCGGAGCAGCUCCGCGAGGACCGCACCAUCCCGCUCAUUGUGACAGGGACGCCCUCCAAGGGCUUCGAUGAGAAGGCCUACCUGUCGGCCAAGCAGCUGAAGCCGGGAGAGGACCCCUACAGGCAGCACGCCUUCAACCAGCUGGAGAGCGACAAGCUGAGCCCAGACCGGCCCAUCCGCGACACCCGCCAUUACAGCUGCCCGUCUGUGUCCUACUCCUUGGACCUGCCGGCCACCAGCGUCAUCAUCACCUUCCACAAUGAGGCCCGCUCCACCCUCCUGCGCACGGUGAAGAGUGUCCUGAACCGAACUCCUGCCAGCUUGAUCCAGGAGAUCAUUCUAGUGGAUGACUUCAGUUCGGAUCCUGAAGACUGCCUGCUCCUGACCAGGAUCCCCAAAGUCAAGUGCCUGCGCAACGACCGGCGGGAAGGGCUGAUCCGGUCCCGAGUUCGCGGGGCAGAUGUGGCCACAGCUGCCAUCCUCACCUUUCUGGACAGCCACUGCGAAGUGAACACCGAGUGGCUGCAGCCCAUGCUGCAGCGGGUGAAGGAGGACCACACCCGUGUGGUGAGCCCCAUCAUCGACGUCAUCAGCCUGGACAAUUUCGCCUACCUCGCGGCAUCUGCUGACCUUCGUGGAGGAUUUGACUGGAGCCUGCACUUCAAAUGGGAGCAGAUCCCCCUGGAGCAGAAGAUAACCCGCACAGACCCGACCAGGCCCAUCAGGACGCCGGUCAUAGCUGGAGGAAUCUUUGUCAUUGACAAGGCCUGGUUUAACCACCUGGGAAAGUAUGAUGCCCAGAUGGACAUCUGGGGCGGAGAGAAUUUUGAGCUCUCCUUCAGGGUGUGGAUGUGCGGUGGGAGCUUGGAGAUCAUCCCGUGCAGCCGCGUGGGCCACGUCUUCAGGAAGCGGCACCCCUACAACUUCCCCGAGGGCAAUGCCCUGACCUACAUCAGGAACACCAAGCGCACGGCAGAGGUGUGGAUGGACGAGUACAAGCAGUAUUACUACGAGGCCCGGCCCUCCGCCAUCGGGAAGGCCUUCGGCAGUGUGGCCACACGGAUCGAGCAGAGGAAGAAGAUGAACUGCAAGUCCUUCCGCUGGUACCUGGAGAACGUCUACCCCGAGCUCACUGUCCCCGUGAAGGAGGUGCUCCCAGGCAUCAUUAAACAAGGGGUCAAUUGCUUAGAAUCCCAGGGCCAGAACACAGCCGGUGACUUCCUGCUCGGAAUGGGGAUCUGCAGGGGGUCUGCCAAGAGCCCCCCUCCAGCCCAGGCCUGGCUGUUCACUGACCACCUCAUCCAGCAGCAGGGGAAGUGCCUGGCUGCCACCUCCACCUUAAUGUCCUCGCCUGGAUCCCCAGUCACACUGCAGGUGUGCAACCCCAGAGAAGGCAAGCAGAAAUGGAGGCGAAAAGGCACUUUCAUCCAGCACUCGGUCAGCGGCCUCUGCCUGGAGACCAAGCCCGGCCAGCUGGUGACCAGCAAGUGUCAGGCCGACGCCCAGGCCCAGCAGUGGCAGCUGCUGCCGCACACCUGACGGUAGCCCCGGGGCCUCUUGUGCAUGAGACUCUGGGGCUGGACGGGGGUUAGGGUGGGGAAGUGUCCAGGGCCGUUUCCAUCUCCUCACAUCUCUGCAGGAACCAUCAGCAACCAUCCCUGCCACGACACACGUUUCUCCAAAACUUGAUCCGGGGUGGCUGCAGGGGGCGCACCCCAAGCCCCCUGUGCUGUCCCGCCCUCGCCCCAGGACAGGAGAUGGUCGGGGUGCUGGACUGUGGCUGGGCAGGUGCCUGGCCCUUUAUCCUCUCCUUUGAGCCUUCUGGAAGCCUGGACAGUGGUGUGUGGGUGGGCCCCCUCCUCGCUGCCUGGGGAGCACAAGGACAGAAGCUCACGCAGGGGCCCAGGAGGGUCUUGGAGCCUGCCUGUGGGGACAGAUGUGAUAGAAGAAGUCGGGCAUCGGUGGGCAGGCUGGAGGCUGGGAGGAGUAGGGGAGAGGGGAGGGGCUGCCUGCGGGCUGGCCAAGAACAGGGAGGAGGUGAAACGCUCAGACCAAAUCCAGAGCUGUGCUUGCUGGACUGGGCGCGGGAGGGAAGGGGUCCUGGGACAAGGGAUGGGCAAUUUGCUAAAGGACAUGGACGGAGGAAUAGCCAAGCACCAAGAGAACACAGUAUCUUCUCCGGGACACACUGGCAGGCUUGGGGCCAGAGCCCAACACGGUGCCUCCUGUCCUGAUCCUGGGGGUGCCCACGUGCUUAGCCAGAAACCGCCGAGGGAUCUUUAGGGACGGACUUGAGCUGUCGUUUAUAAAACAGAUUCCGCUUCUGCUUGGCCCUGUGUCAGGCUGAGACCUCUCUCUCUUGGACCUGGCUGACCAGCUGGUGCCCUGUGCCCCUGUGCCCCUGGGUAGAUGGACAGCCACCACGCACCCCAGAGCGGCCCCACCCUCAUCAUAGCCUCAGAUCCCUGCUUUCUCAGAGGAAUUUGCCUCUGUAAUCCAGCACCGUGGGUCAGGGUGGCCGGUGAGGAGGGGGCAUCCUUUCUGGACCGUGGACAAAUGCGUGUGUCGCUGGGGGCUGCGUCACCCAGGCUAAACCUCCUUCUUCCCUUCCCCACGACAGGAAGGAUUCUGAUGAGGGGUGAGCCACUGCAGCGGGCUGGGAGGCCAGCUGGGGGCUCCUGGUUGGGUAGCGAACUCCCAGUUCCUUGUGCCAGCCACUGAGAACACAUCUACCCCGUCUGCCCCACAGCCUUAUAGGGAACCCCUUCUGCCAUGCCCCUCGCCCCACCCACUGGCUCAAGCAGUGGGAUUUUGGGUAAGAGACUGUUGGUAUCAGGACCCCUGGGGGGUCUCCCUCCCAAGGCACAUCAGCCUGGGGAAGACACAGGUAUCCCAGGAGCCCCUGAUCUUUCAGGGAGCCACACACUCAUCAGAAGCUCAUGGAUUCCAGAAGGUGUGGGAAUCUUCCAGAAAUGAUCCCGUUUAUUGUACGUGUGUGCACAUAUGCAUUUUCCUGGGGGGAGGGUCUGUGGGUUUCCCCAGCGGGUCUGAAGCUCUGCUCUGGAUUGGAGCUGCUGCCCCCCGGUCUCCCUCCCUGGUGUGCCCCAGCUGCCAUCGUCCUGCACACUCCACGCAGCCCUUGGGGUCUGGAGCCGUGGUCUGCAGCGCCCACUCUGGAGGGUUCUCUGGCGGUUUCCUCUCACCUCCUGUCUCUCACCGGCAUCCUCUGCCGCGCUCCUGUGCUCCCUUGCGCAGGACCCCUGGACUCAGGCCCAGGGCCCUUUGUCCCCAUGGCCACACUUCUCCGUCCUCUCGCCCGAUGUUUCAACUGCCACCAUCGGGGGGCGCCUCGGGUCCCCUGUUCCUCUGGGAAGCCUCUUGCUGCUGCCUAGGACAGAGCUGGGGCCUGGGAGGCCUCUCCCUGGAGGCUGGGCCAGGCUUGGGCUGGUGAGCAGGAGCUUCUCUGGUUGAAUGUAAGAGGACUGCUGCUCAGAGGGUCUCCCCUCACCUCCUGUGGUCCAGCCAGGCUCUGCCCCCAUCCGCCGUCCUUUGUGGGGACUCAGCCCCGUUCUGUUUUGCUUUUCCUCUUGACCAAAGCAUGUGCCACUAGCUGUCCUUGAGGACUUCAUCUUUAUGAAACACACCUGGAAUAAAACCACUUCUUACAGGUUCACGUGCACCUGCGCCUUCCUUUCCAU